Phytophthora sojae is the source of this 450-nucleotide messenger RNA. RefSeq lists its product as hypothetical. The transcript is spliced from 3 exons. The coding region runs from base 1 to 450 and encodes 149 amino acids. The record is from RefSeq and is a predicted model, not a curated record. Lineage: Eukaryota; Oomycota; Peronosporomycetes; Peronosporales; Peronosporaceae.
AUGAACGAGCAGUACACCGCUCUGGAUGAGCUCGUGAACACGUUCCAGUUGAAGUACGAGAGCAACACCGAAGACGGCUCAGUGAAUGUGGACAAGACCAUAGUGGCCAACCACCUCAACAGCAUGGACGUCGGAGUGCAGAGAGACGAGAAUGCCACAGAAGACCAGACCCACACUGCAACGGAUGGUACCGAACUGGACGACGCAUCCCCCGACGAGCAACCUGACGCAUCCCCCGACGAGCAACCUGAUCAAAACGACGUCGAGUAUGAGAUCGAUCCCACCCCACCCCAAGACCCUAUGACUCAGACUGAACUUGUUGGAGCGACCGAAUCGCUCAACAUGGGGGCGCACGAGGCGAAUCUCACGCAGAGAUUCCUUAAAACCGGCCUUCAUGUGCCCACCACAGUCGUGCCGUCGCCCCAGAGCGCGCCGUUGAGCUACAUCUGA